AGAGCGCGGGAGGAGAAAAGAACGCUCGCGUCUCGCUCAGCGGGUCCCCCCUCCCGCCCCGGUUCUGGGUUCAGGGUGAGCCGUUGAGCGAAGGGCCCGCGCGCCGCCCCGAGACUUGAGGGAGGGGGAAAAAUAAGAAAAGUAAUAAUAGAUAUUAUAAUAAUAAUAAUAAUUCCAGAACGAAGACAAGCCAGGUCGUGGGCGGUCGAAGUGGAGGGACGGGGACGACUUUUCCUCCCCCCUCAGAGAAAGCGCGACGCCGAAGCGACGAAUAUUCCACACCUUUACCAGAUUUGAGAAAGAAAAGAGAGGAUUAUUUUAGCCAACCGGUUUACUGGGAUGAUGUUUGAUCUCUUGUAUAUGAUGUUGUUGUCGUUAUAAAGUUUAUACUUCUUCCAUCCUUGGGGAUAGAAAGGUUCCAUUUUAGCUGGGCAGAAUUCUUAUAAUGCAGAGAAUAGCAAAAAUGGCUCAGGCAGCGAUGGCGGCAGCAUCCAGCCACGAGGAGGACUCCUCCGAAAGCCGAAUGGUUGUAACCUUCCUCAUGUCAGCCCUUGAGUCCAUGUGCAAGGAGCUUGCCAAGUCUAAGGCAGAAGUUGCCUGUAUUGCUGUGUAUGAAACAGAUGUGUUUGUCGUGGGCACUGAAAGAGGAAGAGCCUUUGUCAACACAAGGAAAGAUUUUCAGAAGGAUUUUGUGAAGUACUGUGUUAACGAAGAGGCAAAGGCUGCAGAACUGCAGAAAUUAAAAUCGACCUCACUUGAUAACAGGAUGACAGUAGAUGUUGUGGAAAUGGAAGCCCUCAAGAAAUCUGUGGAGGACUACUUCUGCAUUUGUUAUGGUAAAGCUUUAGGAAAAUCAACGGUUGUUCCUGUGCCAUAUGAUAAGAUUCUAAGGGAUCCAUCUGCUGUGAUGGUGCAUGGCCUCCCAGAAGGACUUGCAUUUAAGCAACCCUCCGGCUAUGACGCCUCGACACUGAAGUGGAUUCUGGAAAAUAAAUCUGGGAUCUCAUUUGUCAUCAAAAGGCCUUUCCUUGAGCCAAAGAAACAUCUAGGACCUCGCAUGGGAGACAUCUCCCACACAAUAACGUCAUCAGGUGGAAGUUGUACUCCCAUCCAGGUGAAAACUGAGCCCGGUGAAGAUUCUGGACUCGAAAUGGUAACAGUAAAGGAAGAAUCGGAGGACCCAGACUAUUAUCAGUUUAAUAUUCCAGCAGGUCCUUCCGAAACUUCGGCGAUUGAUGAGAAAAUCGCCAUGGCAAAGUCUUACACAGGGAGCAACCAGGGUUCCGAUUGCAGUGAAGGAACAGAUGUGGAAUUGCCAGUAGAAGAUUCUUCUCAACAUGCCACUUCUGAAACAAGUGAGGAUCCUGAAGUGGAAGUGACCAUUGAAGAUGAUGACGACUACUUACCGCCCCAUAAGAAAACCAAGAGUGUGGAACCACCUCCUGAUGUUGCCAAUGCUGGAAGGAGAAAAGCCCGAGAGUUCAAUUUUGAGAAGUGGAAUGCCCGAAUUACAGACUUGAGAAAACAAGUUGAAGAGUUGUUUGAAAGAAAAUAUGCUGAAGCUAUUAAUUCAAAAGGCCCUGUGUCUAUACCGUAUCCACUCUUCCAGUCCCAUGUUGAAGACUUGUACGUGGAAGGGCUACCAGAAGGAAUUCCCUUCCGAAGACCCUCCACUUAUGGCAUCCCUCGCCUCGAAAGGAUCCUACUGGCCAAGGAACGAAUACGAUUUGUGAUUAAGAAGCAUGAGCUGCUAAAUUCAACUCGAGAAGAUCUCCCGUUAGACAAGCCUGUGGCAGGAGUAAAAGAAGAGUGGUAUGCUCGAAUCACCAAACUACGAAAAAUGGUGGAUCAGUUAUUCUGCCGAAAGUUUGCUGAGGCACUGGGGAGCACUGAACCAAAAGCAGUUCCUUAUCAGAAAUUUGAGGCGCACCCCACUCAUCUUUAUGUCGAGGGCCUGCCAGAGAACAUUCCUUUUCGGAGCCCGUCCUGGUAUGGUAUUCCUCGUCUGGAGAAGAUCCUUCAAGUGGGCAACCGGAUAAAAUUUGUAAUAAAAAAACCAGAACUGCUCACUGUCACUCCAUCAGAUGUUUCGCAGCCGAGAACAAACAUGCCUGUCAAAGAAGAUUGGAAUGUCAGAAUCACAAAACUGAGGAAGCAAGUAGAAGAGAUAUUUAAUUUGAAAUUCGGGCAAGCCUUGGGUCUCAGUGAAGGAGUGAAGGUUCCUUAUCCUGUCUUUGAGUCAAACCCGGAAAACCUGUACGUCGAAGGUUUGCCCGAAGGCAUCCCCUUUCGAAGUCCCACGUGGUUUGGGAUCCCACGCCUGGAAAGGAUUGUCCGUGGGAGUGGAAAAAUCAAAUUUGUGGUGAAAAAGCCAGAACUCGUCACUUCAUACUUGCCUCCUGGAUUGGCUAGUAAGGUGAACACUUCAGGAGCCCAAAGCCCAGAAGUAUCAAGUCCUGUAAGCAACUCCAAGAUUCCAGAAAUUGAAGUUACUGUAGAUGAAGGUCUUGCUACCAAGACACAAGCCCCUGAAGUCAAAACUAAUCCUCAAACCAAUGGCUCCAAUGUUGGUUUCAAGCCCAGAGGAAGAGAGUUUUCUUUUGAGGCCUGGAAUGCCAAAAUUACCGACUUGAAACAAAAAGUUGAAAACCUGUUUAAUGAAAAAUGUGGGGAAGCUCUCGGCCUGACAGAGCAUGUGAAAGUCCCUUUUGCACUCUUUGAAUCUUACCCUGAAGAUUUCUACGUCGAAGGCCUGCCAGAGGGAGUGCCGUUCCGGCGCCCAUCUACAUUCGGCAUUCCAAGAUUGGAAAAGAUCCUCAGAAACAAAGCUAAGAUAAAAUUUAUCAUUAAAAAGCCGGAAAUGUUCGAGGCAGCAAUUAAAGAAAACGCCACCCCAGUUCCAAGCCCUCAAAGAAAAACCAGUUUAUCUAAUACUGUGAUAAAUCCAGUCAGUGUGCCCGACCCAGUGGUGAACACAGCAGCUGGAGUGGAAGAUCUUAACAUCAUUCAAGUGACAAUACCAGAUGACGACGAGAGAACUUCCAAAGUAGAGAAGGCCCGGCAGCUGAGAGAGCAAGUGAACGAGCUCUUCAGUCGGAAGUUUGGGGAAGCCAUUGGCAUGGGUUACCCAGUGAAAGUCCCAUACCGAAAAAUCACUGUCAACCCUGGCUGCGUAGUGGUGGAUGGAAUGCCCCCCGGCGUGUCGUUCAAAGCUCCCAGCUAUCUUGAAAUCAGUUCCAUGAGGAAGAUUUUGGAUUCAGCAGAGUUCAUAAAAUUUACUGUCAUAAGACCAUUUCCUGGACUUGUGAUGAAUAACCAGCCUACUGAGAAAGCUGAACCGGAAGCACCAGCUGCAGCUGCGCCAGUCCCAGAGCCGGUGGUGCAAGAGCCAGUUGAACCAGACCAAAUAGUACAAGUUUCUGUGGAGGAUGAUUCGGCACAGACUGAAGAAAACGCUCCAAUAAAACAGGAACCAGAUCCAACGUGGUAGACAGCCACUGGCAUUAGGGUAAAAGGAAUAGCCAUAAAGGAAAUGGAGCAGUGGGUGGUGUUGAGAUGCAUCUUUUUAGAUAAAAGACCGAUCUUAAAUCACAGCGAAUAUAGAGUUUAUUCCAUUAUAUAUUGGCCUGUAACAACGUAGAUUGUUUAACUCGGUGGUUAUUCCUCUUGUGGUCUUUGGGUUGCGGUUAUCUCCCCACAGGUCAUUUUUGUUUAAUUUUUAGCCCGGCUGAACUGUUUUGAUUAAUUCUGUGGUUCUUAACCUUACAUCAUCAAAUUCUCCCCUCCCCUCAACCAUAAGUUUUAAAACUUAUGACUUUAAAACAGCAUAGCAACUUUAUGUAGUUUAAUUUAUGAUAUAUUUACAUGAUAUGUCAAUCUCAGGCCUAUGUUCAAAAUGAGAACCUUGUACCCAAUGGCCACCUGCUGACUUCCUCAUAUUAGUUCAGAUUCUUCUUUCCCUUGCACCACCUUUUUAUGGGCUUUUGAGAGAAAUCUGUAACCUGAGAUGAACAGUAUAAAAACCAACUUUCAGGUGUGGACGCCAGAAGCCAUGGCAAAUGAAGAAAGCCGUGCCUAAUUACCCCAUUUUUCUUCCUCGCAUUGUGUCUGCUGUGCACAAGAUUUAUCUUGGGGGGGUAGGGCGUCCUUAAGAAUCGCCGGAUUAACCAAAUACAGACCUGUAUAAAACAUCUAGUUGAAACAAAUGAAACCAUUACAAUGCAGGGCCCACCAGAGUAGCAAUGACUUUCGUAGGAUGCCUAGCUUCUUGUAACUUCAAUCUUUGCCGUUUUGUUUCCUCCUUUUCGCUCUCUCUAGUCAAAAGCAUCCAGGAUUGCGAAGAGUUUGCUGGGACGGCUCGGGGCUGUGUAAUAUAAUUGUAUAAGAGAAAUACCUUCUAUACACCCUUCCCCGCCCGCCCACCUCCCUCACUUCGACCCUCCCCUCCCUUCCCCCCCCUUUUUUUCUUUUUGUACUUUUAGAUAGAGAUAUCUACUUUGUUCAGAAGUCCUGGGAUUUGACACGAAGCAAUGAGAGGUCUUCACAAUGGCUUCUAUUAUUUUAAAGACCUAAUUGGAGGAACAGAUGCUGGACACAUGACUUAUGAUUGUUAGGGGGGUUGUUUUUUUUGUUCUUUUUUGCUUUUUAAAUUAAAAAGAAAUCAAGAGGAAUUUGCAAAGUAUCUGCCUUUCUGAGUAAAAACACAGUUCUGCUGCCCCUAGAUACAUCUUGACCUUGACUGAAGAAGGAGAAACACUUGUCUGCCGUAGUUCAGGUUGAGGGGGGCUGGUCUCGUCUUCCCCCUUGCCUCUCCUGAAGGUGGGGGAGAUGGGAGGGGGUGGGAUUUGAAAUUAUUCACUGCAAUUUUUGUUCUCUUUCUCCUCUAAUGGCUAAUUGGAUAAUAGUAUCUGUAUAUUUGAAAUAAUUUUUUUCCUAUGAUAUAUAUCUCUCAACUCAUAUGUUUUUAAUAAAAACUGGUUUUCCUGACA
This is a messenger RNA of Sphaerodactylus townsendi, 4988 nucleotides long. RefSeq names its product general transcription factor IIi (gene GTF2I). Gene Ontology annotation, cellular component: nucleus. NCBI's taxonomy places the organism in Eukaryota, Metazoa, Chordata, Lepidosauria, Squamata, Sphaerodactylidae. The record is from RefSeq and is a predicted model, not a curated record. Bases 446 to 3490 code for a protein of 1014 amino acids. Gene Ontology annotation, molecular function: DNA-binding transcription factor activity. The transcript is spliced from 36 exons.